Solea senegalensis (Senegalese sole) is the source of this 1313-nucleotide messenger RNA. RefSeq names its product trace amine-associated receptor 8a-like. The coding region runs from base 18 to 1313 and encodes 431 amino acids. NCBI's taxonomy places the organism in Eukaryota, Metazoa, Chordata, Actinopteri, Pleuronectiformes, Soleidae. Gene Ontology annotation, biological process: G protein-coupled receptor signaling pathway; cell surface receptor signaling pathway. Gene Ontology annotation, molecular function: trace-amine receptor activity. The transcript is spliced from 4 exons. Gene Ontology annotation, cellular component: membrane. The record is from RefSeq and is a predicted model, not a curated record.
UUGGCCUCACUGUAACGAUGCAAAGCCUUGAUGAAGUGGACCUCUGUUUCCCACAACUGAACGCCUCCUGCAGGAAGACGGCAUUGCCUCCGCUUGUGUCCAUGAUCACUUACAUCAUGCUAACGUUCAUUGGUCUGCUCACUGUGAUUCUCAACCUGCUCGUCAUUGUCUCCAUCUCUCACUUCAGGAAGCUCCACACCCCGACCAAUAUCCUCCUCCUUUCUCUGGGUAUCUCAGAUUUCUUUGUGGGCAUCCUCAUUUUCAUUCAAACCUCUGCGAUAGACAGUUGCUGGUUCCUUGGUGACUUCAUGUGUAUCCUGUAUUACGUGUUGAUGUACAUCACCACCUCUGCCUCGAUAGGAACCAUGAUUCUUAUAUCAGUUGAUCGCUAUGUGGCUAUUUGUGACCCAAUGCAUUACCGAACCAAAGUCUCUGAAAAAAGAGUUAAGAUGUGUGUCUGUGCUUGUUGGGGGGGUUCGACCCUCUGUCACUGUUUGCUGCUGAGGCACAACCUGAAACACCCAGGCAGCCUGAAUUCCUGCAUUGGAGAGUGUGUCAUUCUAAUCAGUAACAUCUCUUCAGUCAUAGACAUGACUGUGUCCUUUAUUGGUCCUGUCAUAGUCGUAGUCGUCCUGUAUCUCAGAGUCUUUGUGGCGGUCAUCGUUCAGGUCCGUGCCAUGCGAGUGCGCACGGCAGCCGGUCCUCAACAAAGCUUGGUCAAAGUAAAGAAAUCCGAAUUGAAAGCGGCGCGGACUCUCGGCGUUGUUAUUGUUGUGUUUUUAUUAUGCCUCUGCCCGUUUUUUUGCGGUACAGUGACAGGUGUGGAUACCCUGCUCAGUGCAUCCAGUAAUGCAUUUCUUUUACUUCUGAUCUACAUAAACUCCUGUUUAAACCCCCUGAUAUAUGCCUUUUUCUAUCCAUGGUUUAGAAAAUCUAUCAAACUAAUUUUUACACUUCAAAUACUGAAGCCUGGCUCAUCUGAUUGUCCGUGCUAUGCAAGCACGCACAGCAGCCGGUCCUCAACAGAGCUCGGUCAAAGUAAAGAAAUCAGAAAUGAAAGCGGCACGGACUCUCGGUGUUGUCAUCAUUGCGUUUUUGACACCCUGCUCAGUGUGUCAAGUGAUGCAUCAAUUAUACUUCUGUUCUACUUUAACUCAUUUUUAAACCCACUUAUUCAUGCCUUUUUCUAUCCCUGGUUUAGAAAAUCUAUCAAACUAAUUUUUACACUUCAAAUACUGAAGCCCGGCUCCUCUGACUUUAACAUUACAUUACAUUACAUGUCAUUUAGCAGACGCUUGUUUGUUAUGAUGUGA